AACAAAUGCAAGAAUACCGGCAGCCAGCGUAAACUUUGACAGCAUGGCAGACGACGAAUGGGCGGACUUAGAGAAUUAUCGUCUCGAUUUGACAGCUAAGGAUGGCCCCGAUGGACUGGACUUUGCCCUGUUGGAACUUGGGUCAACGGGUCAGGUGACAGCAGUACUGAGGGGUGACCCCAAGGCCGGUCCAGCUCCACUGUCCACGUUGCCGAAUGGCUUGCCACCAGUGCUUCAAGACCUGAAGCUGAAGACGCUCCAGUUCCUGGACAGACCAGAGAAACUCCCCAUCCAUGAUGUCAAGACAGCUCAGAGGUUUUGGCCCCGUACAUCUGACCCAUGCAGCCUGUACGAGGUACGAUUAUGCCCCGUACAGACCACACUAGAGAUGGAGAGACAUCCAACUACGGGGGAGCUGACCGGCUUCAGAGAAGUUAAGAUAGAGGACACGGCCGCCACGGCCAAGAACUCCCUCUCCCUACGUCGCCAGCCGGGACCGCCCACCCAAUCAGUGCGUGGCAGCUCUACAAACUUCCCCUUCUGGCCAGGAGGCAUGGAUGAGCCAUCAGCGGAGAUCAUCGGUGCUCGAGGGGAGGACGAAGAGGAGAUUAACUUUGAGAACGAUCUUCUCUCGACUCCCCCGGGGCUAGCCACUGGCAUGACAUUCGAGAGCAAGCCCCCUGCCAUCAUCGCAAACAAACCCGACCAGCCGCCACCCAACGAAACUCCUCCCACUGCACCGGCAUCCCACAUCCUGAAACUGACGGAUCUCAUGAUCGUCGACGAUGGCGAUGAAUUUGCCUUCUCUGACAAGGAGGAGGAGGGGGACUUGGAAGAAAUCGAUGAUGCGGGUGUGGCAGGGGAAGGCGGGGACUUGAAAAAAGAGGCAGAUGAAUUGAGCAAGGAAGCGGCGGAGAAUUUAGAGAAGAUGUUGCCCCAGGAGAUGACAGUUGCCAAGCAACGGAAGGAGGAGAAGGCAGAGCCAACCAAGGAGCAGUGGGCAGUCAGUGUGGAUGUUUCCACUCCAGUGAGCGACUUCCACCGACGGGUACCAGCUCCAGCAAAAGAGUGGCCGUUUGAGCUGGAUGUCUUUCAGAAGCAGGCUGUCAUCCAUUUGGAGAACCACGACUGCGUAUUCGUUGCAGCCCACACCUCAGCCGGUAAAACAGUGGUCGCCGAGUAUGCUAUUGCACUGUCGCUCAAGCAUCUCACCAAAACCGUCUAUACUUCACCGAUCAAGGCCCUGUCCAAUCAGAAGUUCCGGGACUUCAAGGAGACCUUCAGCGGGGACGUGGGUCUUCUGACGGGAGACGUCCAGAUCAAGACAGAUUCCUCAUGCCUGAUCAUGACCACGGAGAUCCUGAGGUCAAUGCUGUACAGUGGCUCCGAUAUCAUACGGGACUUGGAGUGGGUGAUUUUCGACGAGGUCCACUAUAUUAACGACUCAGAGAGAGGCGUGGUGUGGGAGGAGGUCCUGAUCAUGCUACCCGCCCACGUGAAAAUUAUUCUGCUCAGCGCGACGGUGCCAAAUACGCUGGAGUUUGCCGAUUGGGUCGGACGAAUCAAAAGGAGAAAGAUCUAUGUAAUUAGCACUUUGAAACGACCUGUCCCUUUGGAACACUAUCUCUACACGGGAAACAGUACCAAGUCAAGCAACGAGCUAUUCAUGAUUGUAGACUCCACCAAGAAAUUUUUGACUUCAGGAUACCACAAAGCCGUUGAUGCCAAGAAGGAACGGGAGAGCAAGGCAUCUGCUUCGUUCGGAGCCAAAGGCCCCAGGCAGGGCCCCCCGAAAGGGGAUAAAGGUGUGUACCUGUCCGUGGUGGACAUGCUGCGCAAGAGGGACCAGCUGCCCGUGGUGGCGUUCACACUCUCCAAGAAGCGCUGUGACGAGAACGCCAGCAUGCUGACGACCCUCGACCUCACCACUACCAACGAGAAGAGCCAGAUCCACGUCUUCAUGCAGAAGUGCGUGGAGCGGCUGAAAGGGAGUGACCGCAUGCUGCCUCAGGUUCUUCACAUGCGAGAUUUGUUGAAGCGAGGGAUCGGCAUUCAUCACAGCGGGAUUUUACCUAUCCUCAAGGAGAUGAUUGAGAUGCUUUUCCAACGAGGCUUGGUCAAACUGCUGUUUGCCACGGAGACUUUCGCUAUGGGCGUCAACAUGCCGGCCAGGACGGUCAUCUUUGACUCCACUCGCAAGUUUGAUGGCACGGGCAUGCGGACACUUCUGGCUGGGGAGUACAUCCAGAUGGCUGGCCGGGCAGGCCGGCGUGGGCUGGACACCACGGGUAUGGUCAUCGUACUGUGCAAAGGAGAUGUGCCGGAAUCAUCAGAGCUGCACAAGAUGAUGUUGGGCAAGCCCACCCAGCUGGAGUCCCAGUUCCGGCUGACCUACACCAUGAUCCUCAACCUCCUCUGUGUGGAGGAGCUGCGGGUGGAGGACAUGAUGAAGCACAGCUUCUCCGAGUCCAGCACCAGGAAGGACACCAAGGAGUACGAGGCCAAGCUGCGAGCAGUCCAGGAGGAGAUGGGUCAGGUCAGGGAGCUGAACUGCUACCUGUGCCAUGAGGACCUGGAGCAGUACUACCAGACCUGCAAGCAACUGCAGAAGCUGAGGCUAGGACUCAGGAAAAUGAUUGCAUCUCAUCCAUUGGGAGUGAAGGCCCUCUCCUCGGGACGAGUCGUUGUUGUUUGCACCAAGCAGAAUCGCAAUGCUCUGGGUGUCAUUCUCAGCUCCUCAACAGCCAGCAAAGAGAGAACAUUCAAAACCCUAGUCCUGUGCAAUCAGCAAGAUCCUGGUACCGGGAGCUCAGCAGUGAAUCCAGGCAACAGUUUUCACGUGGAGCCUCUGCGCAAGGAGCCCCUGUUCCAGCCAGAAGGGCCCUGCGGUCACACGGUGCUAGACCUGGUCGGAGAGCAAAUUGGGACUGUCACAACACUGACCAUAAAGAUUGCCAGCGACCGGAUCGCAGACGAUUUCAAGAAGCGGCAGAUGCCCAGAUUCAGGGACAAUCCCCCGGGACAGUCCACCAGCAUCGCCACCCAGGAGCUGCUCCGGAUCACCGAGGCCAACCCUGACGGUCUGCCCUCCCUAGAUCCCGUCAAAGACCUGCACCUGCGAGAGCUGGACCAAGUGGAGAAAUUCCAAGAGCAAGCCACCCUAGAAUCUCUCUUGGACCAGUAUGGCUGUCUCAACUGCCCCAACUUCCUGGAACAUUUUGGUAUGAUGUGUCACCGCAUGAAGCUCAAGGAGGAUUUCAACCAUCUCCGAUACUUACUUUCUGAUCAAAGCCUGCAUCUACUGCCAGAGUACCAUCAAAGGAUACAGGUGCUGCAGCACCUGCGUCACAUCGAUACCUCCCACACCAUCCAGCUGAAGGGCCGGGUGGCGCGGGAGAUGAGCAACCAUGAGCUGAUCCUGACGGAACUGGUGUUCCAGAGCCUGCUGAGUGGGCUGCCGCCAGCCGAGAUUGCCGCUCUGCUGUCCUGCAUGGUGUUCCAAGAGAAACGCUGCAGCGAGCCCGAGCUGACGCCGUCCUUGAAAGAGGGAGUGACCAAGAUCAAAGCGGAGGCGAAGCGUCUCGCCAAGAUCCAGUACGAGUGUGGUAUGAAUCUCUCCACAGAGGACUACGUUGAGCAGUUCCGCUUCGGCCUGACCCAAGUGGUGUACGAAUGGGCUAGAGGAAUGCCGUUUGCCGAUAUCACCAACCUGACGGAUGUCUCAGAGGGCAUCAUCGUACGGACCAUCCAGCGACUGGACGAGGUCUGUCGCGAUGUCCGCAGUGCGGCCCGCAUCGUGGGCGACCCCAGCCUCUUCCAGAAGAUGGAAGAAGCCUCACAGCUGAUCAAGAGAGACAUUGUGUUUGCUGCCAGCCUCUACACACAGUAGCAUCUCAAACCCCAAAGUCUGAAGAAUUUACAGUUAAGAUUACCAGAACUAAAGAAAGUUCAAAAUCCCCCUCCUUCCACCACAACAGCGCACCUGGUAAAGGAUGCCCUGUCCCCAUUAAGUUUUCACAGCUUGUGAAUUUCCCAACAAAUUCUGGUAAGACAUCCUCCUUCUCUAAUUUUAAGCGUGGUGAGAUGAAAUGAAGAUGAACUCAUUUUCCCCAAUUUGAUAAUUUAAUUAAUAUAUACAUUUAACACAGAGGAAUUGGUCUGGCUGAAAGCAUUGGCCUAGUCAUGUGUAAUGAAAUGUUUGCAACAAAAAUGUAAGCUUUAUUUUAAUGAAAUUAAUAAGACUGCUGAUUUUGGCCUUUUUUUAAAAGUACUUCUGAGAAGUCCAAUUUGCUUUCAGUGCAAGAUCAAGUAAAUGAAUACUCAGCGAUCUCAGAUAUUAUUUUAUUUUCAUCAGUGAGAAUUUCUUUGCAGUGAAUGCAGGAAUAAAUUUUGACUGGAUCAUUUCU
This is a messenger RNA of Acanthaster planci (crown-of-thorns starfish), 4406 nucleotides long. It is a transcript of the gene skiv2l, whose product is annotated as Ski2 like RNA helicase. Gene Ontology annotation, biological process: nuclear-transcribed mRNA catabolic process, 3'-5' exonucleolytic nonsense-mediated decay. Lineage: Eukaryota; Metazoa; Echinodermata; Asteroidea; Valvatida; Acanthasteridae. Gene Ontology annotation, molecular function: ATP binding; RNA binding; RNA helicase activity. Gene Ontology annotation, cellular component: Ski complex. The record is from RefSeq and is a predicted model, not a curated record.